AUGGGCAUUGAGCAGCAGCAUUGUCUGGGCCCGAUUUUCGCGAAGAGGCUGAAGAUUCCAAGCGUAGCACGCGCCGAUGUACGGAAUGAAGGAUCUGAUGUGCAGUGGACUUCCAACAUUGUUUUCAAGAUCAUGGAAUCGGCUACCGGUAACAAAAAGGAUCGAGCUCGAAAUCCGGCAGGCACCUGCCUCGAAAACGGCGUGAGGUCUUCCAUCUGCCCUCGCGAAGCUCAUAGAGUUCAUAUGCUUGCAAUAGGAUUUUCACGACAGGACACGGAGCAGGGACACAGACUCUUUCGAGGUAGCCUCUUACCGCAGAAGUUGGAGGCUGUAAUGGCGUCGAGAAGAUACUGUGACUUCAAACGCUGCGCCUUUGCGAGUGGCAAUCUUCUAAAUGAGGCUGCUGUUUUCCAUUUCCGAACAUCCCAAGAAGUUGGCUACCGAAGUCUUAGCAUGCAAAAAGAUGACCAAAGAAAGGAAGGAUCACCGCCAAGACGAGACAGCUGCCAGAAGAGUUCAAAUUCGUCAACGGAACGCACCAUCUCGCUUACAGUGGCUGGGCGGCAUCUUCAGCAACGGAGCCCGUUCUCGACUGAGUGGACCAGCUCACUCCCACCAGCUGAGCUCCAACUUGUUCACUUAACAUACUUUGCAUCGCACAAGGAUACUGUCGUCAGCAUGGCCAAGCUGCUAUCGGAAGUGCUCACAUAUCAAGAGAAGCUCACAGACGCUCUCACGAACUAUCUCAACGACAUGGAAGCCACCACAUACGCAAGAUACUCGUCCAGCAUCGCGCAUCUCAAUACCACCGAGUACCUAGGCAUCCACUACGCACCCGGUAAGAGGCCCACGAAGCAUCUGCCUGACAAGGAGGUCAUCGCACCAACUGAGCCUGUGCGGACGAAUCCGCGCAACGUUCACUAUUUUCGGCACCGCCUGCAGCUAACGGACAAGGCACCGAGAGUCCUAUAUCAGGAUGUCGUUCGUCAGUUGGGAAGCGUAGUAUUGCCAUCACGCCAAAUCACGCUACCUGAACUCGAAAAUGAUCUCAGCUGUCAAGCAUUAGCACAAGAAGCCCGGGAUCGUGAUACGACAGAUUCCCAGACACUGACUGGAACAGCCGCAUACCCGACUUGA
Molecule: messenger RNA, 1137 nt
Organism: Pseudocercospora fijiensis CIRAD86
Lineage: Eukaryota; Fungi; Ascomycota; Dothideomycetes; Mycosphaerellales; Mycosphaerellaceae
Exons: 9
Coding region: 1-1137 (378 amino acids)
Source: RefSeq, a predicted model, not a curated record